Molecule: messenger RNA, 3084 nt
Organism: Colletotrichum phormii
Lineage: Eukaryota; Fungi; Ascomycota; Sordariomycetes; Glomerellales; Glomerellaceae
Product: C6 finger domain-containing protein
Exons: 6
Coding region: 1-3084 (1027 amino acids)
Biological process (GO): positive regulation of transcription by RNA polymerase II
Cellular component (GO): nucleus
Molecular function (GO): DNA-binding transcription factor activity, RNA polymerase II-specific; transcription cis-regulatory region binding; zinc ion binding
Source: RefSeq, a predicted model, not a curated record
AUGGAUUCCGCCGACGUGGUCAUCGAGGACGACAAGCCACCGUCCAAGACCUCGGAGAACAACAACAAUAACGACGACAAUGAGAAUGAAGACGCGAACCGCAAGAAAGAAAAGGCUAACGUGCGGAAAAGGACGAAAACCGGCUGUCUCACAUGUCGCAAACGUCGCAUAAAAUGCGAUGAGGGCCGGCCCAUCUGUAACAACUGCAUCAAGUCAAAGAGGCACUGCGAGGGGUACAAUCAGCGUGUCAUUUUCAAAGAACCCAUCGCCGGGUUCAAUCUCAAUGGCAGCUACGGUCCUAUCAUCUAUCCUCCCGAGGCGCCAAAUCAGUCAUUCGACCAACUGCCCAACCCGCCGCCCAAGUCCAUCAACGGUCCUCCUUUGGCACCGAUUGCGCCUAAGCCGCCGCAGCAUCUAGAUUUCCAGGGCCAACCGAUGUUUCCGUAUGGUCAAGGCUUCCCCGGUCAACACCAAAACCAGGCCCCUCCUCCUGGUGCUUUCGACUUCAAUCAGUUCCCGUAUGGCGAGCAACACAUGCACUCAAGCUCUUCCAUCAUCUCACCAGCCAGUCAAUUUCAGGCGCAAUUUGGUGGUCAGCAGAGCAACUUGGUCAGCCCCAACACAGAUAGUGGCGCGUUUGUCCACAGUCCGACAGAACCAUGGAGACAUCAGCCGGCGAGAGCUCAGGCGCGGGUGGAAGAGAUGGAUGUGUAUCCCAGUGCCAAUGCCGCUCCUCAGAUGGAUCAUCCUCUGGAGGAUGCAGACUUCCAGUACCCAUGCCCGGACGACGACGCCUCCAUGCCCGACUCCGAGGACGCAUUCGAAGAUCUCAUGGGCGAAGAGAGCGCGUACGGCCAACUGGUGCAGAGCCGGAACGAUGGACCUUGGGAUGGAUUCGGAACUAAGAUGAGGUCCUUCUCGGCUUUUGCUGACGAAACGAUUCUCACAUCGUACAUACCCACGCCCAACAAUUCGCCACUCAACGAUGAGCGAACUGCUGCUUUGUUUUGGCACUUCAUCAACGUCACAGGGCCAAGCAUGUCGCUAUACGAGCGGCAUCCUUUCGACCACUCAAAGUUGACAAACAAUGCCUCUGUGCCUAAAGCAGGACACAACAUCUGGACCUACACGUUUCCCAUUAUAUCGUUUACACAUCCUGCCCUCCUGCAGGCCAUGCUUGCAUUGGGCGCGUUACAAAUCGCCAAGCUGCAACAAAUACCGCCGACGGCGGCCAUGAAGCAUUAUCACCUCGCCAUCCGCAGGAUCGCAAAGAAUCUACGGAGUCCUAAGAGGAGAACUUCGCCAGCAACACUGGCCGCCUCCCUCUUGCUCGGGUACUUUGAGGUCUGGAACUCGGAUCACACAAAGUGGUGCAACCAUCUCUUUGGAUCCAGGCUCUUGAUUAGGGAGAUACCCUUUAGGCAAAUGACAAAGAACAUUCUGCCGCUGAAACGGGUGAGGAGGGCGCUGUUCCAGGAGAGCCAGAAUCAGCCAAUGGACCCGUUCUACAUGGGCCACGACAACACACAUAUGAUGAGCCACGAUCUCGACGAUCUCGAUCUCGGCUUCCUCAGCAAGAUCACCAACCAGCACGUCUCGUACGAGGACGACGAGCCGUCUCCACACUACUACACGGAUCGCGAUAUCGAGCACUACGAACAUCUGAGAGAUUUGUACUGGUGGUACUGCAAGAUGGAUGUGUACCAGAGCAUGUUGGGCGGAGGGAAACCUUUCAUGGAUUACCAGCACUGGACGCAAUGUCCGCCACGAGCGCCUAUGGGCCGACUUGAGGCCAUAUACGGAACGUACGACCACCUCAUGCUGUUGCUCGGGCGCCUGUGCAGCUUCGCAUCAAAGGAUCUCCCGAGGAAAAGGAAAUCGUUCAAGGGCUUCGGGCCUCCAGGGGGACCCCCUGGCGGACCUCCCGGUGGACGUCCCGGAGGUCCACCACAAGGAACACCGCAAGGAGGACCACCAGGUGCGGGUGGGCCACCGAGAGGCGGUCAGGGUUGGCCGCCGCCAGGGAUGGGGCCGCCGCCGGGAAUGGCACCGGGCAUGCACGGAGGCGGGCCGCCCGGUGGGAUGAUGGGAGGAAUGCCGGGUGGACCUCCCGGCGGCCACUCGAUGGGCAUGCCGCCGCCAAACAUGAUGGGAGGGCUGCCGCCAGGAAUGGGGCCGCCGCCGGGAAUGGGCCCCGGCGGUCCCGGUGGCUCGCCGCCCAUGUUCCCGGGCAUGCUUCCCAACCUCGGAAAAGUGACCCUACCAAUGGGCUUCAGCCCCCCGCGGGACGAUUCCCCACCGCCGCCCGACGCCCAAGACGAUCUCGACUCGGACGCAGCCGCCGACGCAGCCAUGCGCGAAUGGACCUCCCUCCGCGAGGCCUUUGAGAUGCUCCGAUCCCGCUUCGGCCCCGAAUUCCAACCCCUGGGCGCCGAGUACGCCGACCGCAGAGAGUCGCCCUUUGGUCCCACGCUACAGUACCGCACCUUUUCGGUGGCGGGCAUCUGGAUGAACUACUACAUGGGCCUCAUCCACCUCUACCGCGCGCAUCCCAAGAUGCCGCCCGCCGCUAUGAUCGCCGCGGGGAUCCAGGCGCAGCACACGGCCAAGUUCGCCAUGGAGAUUGGGCGGAUCGCGGCCGGGUUGACGGACGAUUGCAGCAAUGUGCUCGAGAUUAGCACCCUCGUCGGCGCAGCGCUGAUUGAGAGUUCUUUCUGUCUGUUCGUCAGCGCUAUCCAGUACCAAAGCGACGCCCAGCGCCACUGGAUCGUCAGGCGCAUGCACGACAUCGCCCGCCUCACGGGCUGGCAGUCGGCACGGCAGAUCGCCGAGGGCUGCGAGUCCGGGUGGAAGAAAGCGGCGGCCAUGGGCCGGGGACCGCCGUACGCGCGUGACCCGAGCCUGCAGACGGUGGUGCCGCCGUCCGUGUGGUCGAACCCGCGGCGGAUCGGCGCACGCAUCGAGCAGCUCGAUAGCGACGACACGGUGCUCGUCGUCGCCAAGUCGGAGAGGGCGUUUUAUGCUCUCGGUCUGAUUAGCGUGGAAGAGGAGAUGGAGAGGCUGGUGAUCAAGGAUGAGGGAUGA